GGGCCGAAACGUGGACUGCCACCUCCGGUGAGGCCCAUACUACUUGGUAUGGCGGACGAACGGCCGCUGAUCGCCGGAGCCAUGCAGCUGCGGCGGCGGGGGCGCCAGAUCGCGGCGCUGCUCAAGUCGGCGUCGCGCGCCGGCGACCUCCUCCAGCUCCACGCCGCCAUGAUCAAGUCCUCCCUCUUCCCGCACCACGCCUUCCCCUCUGCCAAGCUGCUCGCCUCGCCGCACGCGCCGCUCCCCUACGCGCUCUCCCUCUUCGCCGCCAUCCCCACCCCGACGCUCUUCCACCACACCGCGCUCCUCCGCGCGCUCUCCGCCUCCGCCGGCGGCUCGCUGGCCGCCGCGCUGUCCGUCCUCGCCUCCGCGCGGGCGCGCCUCCCCGCUCUGGACGAGUUCGCGUUCCAGCCGCUGCUCGCGCUCUGCGCCAAGCGGGGCCCCGACGGCGACGCCGCCGCGGCCUCGCUCGGGAGGCAGGUGCACGCGCUCGUCGUGCGGUACGGGUUCUCGGGCGUCGUUAGCCUUGGGAACGCCCUGUGCCACUUCUACUGCUGCUGUGGCGGUGGUGGCGGCGAGGGAAUGGCGGACGCGCGGAGGGUGUUCGAUGAAAUGCCGGAACGGGACGCCGUGUCGUGGAACACGGUUAUUGGAGGGUAUGUCAGGGCGGGGGAGGUAACCAAAGCGGUGGAUAUGUUCAGUGAGAUGAUGUGCUGCAGUGUGGGCGUCAGUGUGACGGCGUUGGUCACCAUGAUCCGGUGUGGGUGGCAAGCUGAGCCUGUGCAUGGAUUCUGCAUCAAGGUGGGGUUCUGCAGGGAUGCAAAGGUGGCAUCUGCAAUGGUUGGGAUGUAUGUGAGAGAGAAGAGCGUCGAGUGUGGCAGGAAGGUGUUCGAUGAGGCGACCAAGAGGGACCUGGUGCUGUACAAUUGUAUGGUGGAUGGCUAUGCUGAGGCAGGGCAAGUUGAGGAGGCAAUGGGCUUGGUGGAUAGGAUGAGGCUGGAGGGAGUGAGGCCAAGCUCAGGGACUCUUGUGGGUGUGCUGUCUGCUUGUGGAGCAUCUGGGGCAAUGGCAGCCGGCCGUCGCCUUCACGAGAUUGCGCUAGAAGCAGGACUUGAGCUUGACACUGCACUUGGCACAGCUCUCAUGGAUAUGUAUUUCAAGUGCGGGUACCCCAGUGAGGCGGUGGCGGUUUUCGACGCGAUGCAAGAAAGGGAUGUGAAGGCAUGGACAGUGAUGAUCAUGGGUUUCGGUGUUAAUGGACAGGCAGGUGAAGUGAUCUCCCUGUUUCGCUCCAUGGAAGAAGAUGGAGUGGUGCCUAACGAGGUCACCUUUCUUGCGGUACUGAAUGCCUGUAGCCAUGGUGGGUUGGUGUCGGAAGGGAAGAAGUUCAUGGAGAGCAUGGUGUUGCAAUAUGGCAUCUUCCCUAACACUGAACACUAUGGCUGCAUCAUCGAUCUCCUGGGAAGGGCGGGGCGGUUGGAUGAAGCUUAUGAGCUCAUAGCGAGCCUAUCUUCCCAGAGUGAUGCCACAGCAUGGAGAGCCUUGCUUGCGGCCUGCAGAGUCCAUGGCAAUGCCAACCUGGGGAGGAUGGUGCAGGCACGGUUGGAUAACAUGGACGACUACCAUCCAUCAGAUGCCAUUCUUUUGUCAAAUACAUAUGCAUUGGAAAGCCGAUGGGAUGAGAUUGCACAUGUCAGAGAUUCAGAAGAUCAGAAAAUUGUCAAGGACAAGAAGGAACCAGGUUGCAGCUCCAUAGAAGUGUCUUGGUGAGGUAUCUAUCUGAAUCUCGGCGUGAUUCUCAAUUGGAAGCCAUACCUUCCGUAUAAGUGACUAACACUGGAUUAUGCCAAGAUCAACCCUUGCUUGAAAAGAAAAUCAUACUAACCAUGAGCACAGUUGCAAAUAUUGUAUUGCACAUUUGCUAAACUUCAGAAGGCAAGAAUUAAAAGUUGAAAGUAAGGAAUUCUCAAAUCGUGGUGUGGAUCUCUUGUUAUGUACCUAAGAUCUGCCUGUACAGUCUUCCUCGCUAGUGCCAGUAGUACCACUGCUACACUGCUGAUCUUGUCUUCCUGGAAGGACUGGAAACAGGUUUACUGUCAAAGUGGCCGUUGGUGUUGGGUACUUUGCCUGGGGCCGUGUCACAUGAUCAGAAAUUCCAUGUUCUUGCGAUGGUUCACUGUCUUCACUUGUUGUAGACUCUGGGAAGAGCUGUAGCUCACUUGGUGUGGUGCCAUAGUGCUGCUCAAUGACAACUGGCUGCUGCUGAGGAAAUGCUGCUGUUAUGUCAGUUGUGAUGACCGAUAUUCUGAUAAAUGUGGCACGCGAUGUACUGGGAACAAUCCCGCUUGUGCGAUAGGGUCUCCUAGAGCUGGUCUAGUAUUUACGUGACUCGAAACAGGACUGCCUUCCAUCUGCGUCGUAACUCCUAAGCUUGUUUUGAAGCUCCAAGAUUUCACUAUGAAGCAUACUGUUAUCGUCGUGCAGUUCAUUUCUUUCCAAUGCAACCUGUUUCGUAGCAUGGAAGGUCAGUGGUAUAUGUCAGGUUAUGGCAGAUGAUAAUGUAAAUACUAAACUAAGUCCAUGCCGGCUGUUACAUUUCUAGUAUUUCUGACAUCAACCUAGGAUCCGGUUGUCCGAGCUUCUACCAUCAAUCAUAAAAUGUAGUUAGAGAUAACCAACUACAAGCUUACAAAUGGCUGUCUCUAGCAGUAUGGAAAGUAUGUGCUGGAUGGACGACAUAAAAUAAGCACUUUCAUAAAGACAAAUCCAAAUGCUGUAAUGCAAUUAUGCAAUCUGAAAUCAUGUUUAUGGAUUUGCACCUAUGAAGCAAACACAUAGCAAGUUUCCCAGCUCAGUACAGAGGUCAUUCUGCUUGUCCAGCUUAAGUUUAUCCCUGUCUGAUUUAUGGUUUCUCUUUGGAACCUUCUUAUCACGCUUCUUGUUCACUAUACCCGCAUAUAAAGUUCAAACAUCAGUUGUAGAAUCAAGUAUUGUGAUUUUAAAGCAGUUUGGACGAUAUUCUUUCAUGGAAUAGCUCAAGAUGAAGUAAGGAAUUGCUUUUCAAUUUGAACUUGUGGUAGUUAACCCCAUUGCAGGAAUUAAAUUUGCAAUGCUCAAAGAAUGCAAAAGGUCUGAGCACAACCACAAUAAUAUCCAUUUAAUUAAAGGAUGACCCAAGAGAUUAACUUCCUAAAAUACAAGAUGAAAAUUCUGUAUGGUAGAAAUGCAAAGUAAGAUUAGGCCUAUGUACGAGGUAAUGCCAUAAUUUGGGCGGUUUGGUACCCUUUGUACACAUGAUGUUGGUUAAUUGAUUUUGUGUAUUCAUUCUGUUUAGGGCCUUGAUGAGUAAUGAUGACCCAGGUGUUCGUGUU
Oryza sativa Japonica Group (Japanese rice) is the source of this 3371-nucleotide messenger RNA. NCBI's taxonomy places the organism in Eukaryota, Viridiplantae, Streptophyta, Magnoliopsida, Poales, Poaceae. The record is from RefSeq and is a predicted model, not a curated record.